Molecule: messenger RNA, 3141 nt
Organism: Oncorhynchus keta (chum salmon)
Lineage: Eukaryota; Metazoa; Chordata; Actinopteri; Salmoniformes; Salmonidae
Product: glycolipid transfer protein
Exons: 5
Coding region: 133-762 (209 amino acids)
Biological process (GO): intermembrane lipid transfer; ceramide transport
Cellular component (GO): membrane; cytoplasm; cytosol
Molecular function (GO): ceramide 1-phosphate binding; ceramide 1-phosphate transfer activity
Source: RefSeq, a predicted model, not a curated record
GCAGCUUUCAGACCAGAAAGGGGCGUGCACUAUUGGAGAGGCUCACAAACUCACUUCGGUGGCAGUUCCGGGUUUUACAAAUCACUUCACUGGUCGCGGUUAUUGUCAGAGAUAUUGUGUGUAGUGUUCACGAUGGCUCUUCUUAUGGAGCACCAAUUUAAACAGCUUCCAGCCGAUAAACAAGUGGAAACUAGAUCAUUCUUGGAGUCGGUGUCGUAUCUUCCGCCAUUCUUUGACUGCCUUGGCUCUACUGUUUUUGCUCCAAUUAAAGCAGACAUUGUAGGGAACAUCACAACAAUCAAAGCAGUUUUCGACAGCAACCCUAGCAGGUUCAAGACCCUCCAAAAAAUCCUGGAGGCAGAGAAGGAGCUGCAUGGAGCAGACUGGCCCAAAGUGGGAGCCACCCUGGCACUUAUGUGGCUAAAGAGGGGACUCCGAUUCAUCCAGGUCCUGCUACAGAGUCUGGUGGAUGGGGAGAAGGAUGAAAACAACCCCGACCUCAUCCGUGUAAAUUGCACCAAAGCUUAUGAGUUGGCCCUGAAGAAGUACCAUGGCUGGCUGGUGCAGAAGCUCUUCAAGGCAGCCGUGUUCGCAGCUCCCUACAAGGCAGAUUUCCUGAAGGCGCUGUCCAAGGGGCGGAAGGUCAAGGAAGAGGACUGCCUGGACAAAAUCCGACAGUUUCUAGUCAACUUUGCUGCUGCUAAUGAUGCCAUCUAUGAGAUGUACACCAAGAUGAAUGCCGAGCUAGAGUACACCGUGUGACCACGCAAGCUAACCAAUGAUCUGCCCCUCCCAUUGGGACAAUUACAAGCAGUGAGAGUUGCUAUGCUUUCCUACAGGUUUGUGUGUGUGGGUGUCUGUGUGUGUUAGAUCCGGUGUUGUGUCACACAUCCAGUCUGUGCUCUUUCUAAGAUCUCCUUUGAGUGCAUUUGCUUGCUGCUCUUAAUUUCUCUGUCAACUGUUUUGUGGCUUAUUUUCAAAGCCUCAAACUUUCUUACAGGGAAUAGCUUUCAAUAUGACCCGAGUCUUUACCUGGCGAUUUGUGUUUGAUUGUUAUCAGGUUCACUAGGCACAAAAUGAAAGAAAACGUACUGAAAUGGGGAGGAACUACCUGGACUUGUCCAAUAAGAAAUGAUCAUUUUUGUUUUCCAUUGCAAACCGUUUUAAACCAUUUGCCAUUUCUUGCCCCAAUGAACAUGACCCAGUUUCAUAGACCAAAACUGCAGAUGCAUCUGGACUGUCGAAAGUAUAGUUUAUGGAUAAACAUUUCAAUCAACUGUAGUUUAUUUUCACUGAAAUACAUUUUUAUUUUUUUUAUUUCCGUAAUUAUAAAUUCAUCUUACACAAGUUACUUGGGUAUUACUACUUUGUGUAGGUACGUUUCAUUUUAUUAUACACAACCGCAUAGCGGGCAGAUCUAUAGUACUCUUUUAAAACUACUAACAGUAGAGAUAGAGGAAAUCAUUGUAUUAGUAAUUGCUAUUUGGUAAUUGUUUGCAAUCACAUGAGUAACCUAUGCACUUUGAGAAUGUUUAGAGGAUUGUGGUAAAUGAAUAUCAAAACCAAAAAUAUAUUUAAUUCAUAAUUAUGUAUUUUCUCAUGAUAUUUUAAGAAUUAUAUAAAAAUAUUUGUAUUUUAUAUUAAUGAACCUUUCACUCUGCUGGUAUGUGAUUUAUUGAUUCUAUCUACUUGAAAAUGUAAUCUAUUUCUUAUUUGUUUACAUGUUAGAAUUUUCUGACUUUGAUAAUGCAACUCUGUAUCACUAGGACAGUAAAUAUACAUUAUUUUUGUUAUUUAUUCUUUGUUAAUUCUCCAUCCUAAGAGCUGAUUCCAUUGGUACAUCAAUGGAAUUGUGUGUUAUUAAAUAUAUUGUGUUAUUGAUUAGUGUCUUAUAUAAUCAUACAAAUGUCAUUUUAUGUAAUCGCAUCUUUGAACUCAACUAAAUCUCUCUGGUUUUUCAUAUAGUCAAUAAACCUACAAAAGUAAACAGUCAAGUCAAAGUGAUGAUUUGUUUUAUAAGUUUAAGAUUCAAAUAAGUGAGACUUUUAAAGUGUUGUGUAAAAAAUAAAGCCAUUUUGUUAGAAAGGAAAUAUUGUAUAACCAUUAUUUGUUGAGUGACAUUGAAAUCAAUCCAUGGGAUCAUUUAAUUUUAGGCUGUUUUAAUAAAUUUGAUUAAUUGUGAAAUAAAAUCAUGAUGGCGUGUUCAAUAUGAAUAGUAAACCAGGUUUAUUUGAAGUGUGCUUUGUAAUUGGAGUGGGUGAUUCAAGCCAUAGACUAUUGUUAAUCUAACUGUGCCUUCUGCUAAUGACACAGGGGAGAUGGUGAACUCACUGUCUGCGUCUUCAUCCAACAGUGCAAGUUUACUGAAUGGCUGCCUCUUGAGUUGGGUCAUGUUCAUUACGCACCAAACGGAAGAAAUGCAUGUUUUCCAUUACGGUUCCAAAAUGUUUUAUUACUGUGUGUUUAUAAUGAACACAACACUUCUAGACUGUUUGUCUUGCUCCAUCAUGCGCCAUGUCAUGUAGCUUAGCUUGGGAUGCCUCGGUUUCAAUUCUGAAUUUCUUCCUAAUACCAUCUCAUGUGCCUCAAGAUAGUAUUUGUGUAAGUUUGUUUGUACAUUGACAUACUCUGUCAUUGCUGAAGAAACUAGUGUAAUCUUAUAAAAUGAAGAAUGUUUAGGUGAGAUGUUUCCCUUUCCAUGCCCUAUGCAAUAGGAAUUAGUGUGGUUGCCUGGACAACAAACAAUGUCAUGAGACUGGAAUUAUAGCAAAUUUAAAUUAACCAUUAAAUACACUGAAAAUUGAUUGCUUAUUUGAACUGUUUUUCCUUUUCUGGCUAUGAAAAUGUAUUUCUCUGAAAACAUUUGUGUGAUGAAAAGCAUUUAAUUGCAGUGCAUUAAUGCUGCAAGAUAAUUUACAUUAUUUUCAACUGAUAUUGUAAACUAAUUUUCACAUUAAACCAUGACCAAUUGUUUAAUUUCAUAUUGAAUCGUGCAUUGUUAUGACUGAAUGUGUGUGCGUAUUUUGUGAAAUUCAAUGGUGCAUGGCCACACACUUCAGUUACAGCAGCCUAGGUAUAUUAUAAGCGCAACGUGUAAAGUGUUGCUUUCAUGAGCUGAAAUAAAAGAUCCCAGACAUUUUC